Cinara cedri is the source of this 2950-nucleotide messenger RNA. NCBI's taxonomy places the organism in Eukaryota, Metazoa, Arthropoda, Insecta, Hemiptera, Aphididae. The record is from the annotation of a GenBank genome assembly.
AUGUCGGAAGAAGAAUUUUUGGUGAGUUUAAUUUGAUUGAUAAAAUAUAAUUUAAAAUAUCUAAUCAAUACUUAUUCAAUUGUUUUUUUCUUUAUACAUAUAUACUUUACUUAUAAUUUAUAUUAGGGAUGUUUUGGGUACCAUUAUUUAUUAACAAAUGGGUUACCGAGUAGUCAUCGGGUACAGAAUAUGAUAUUGAGUACUCAGUUAGGACUCAAUGGCCGGGUACCCAGAAUAUCUCUAAUAAUUAUAUUGUUAAAAUUAUAAUAUUUUAAAUGCAAGAUUUUUGGUGAAUUUAUAUAUGUUUAUGUUUAUAUGAUAAAGGUAUAUUUACCUAUUUGCAGUGAUUAAAGUUAGGAGACAGAGAGGAAGAAGUCUCCCUUAUUUUUAAGUCUUCUAAGUCAGUGGUCUUCAACCUUUUUGAACUCACGACCCACAUUUUUAAGCGUACAUUAUCCGUAACCCAUAUAAGGCAUACUUAAAGAAAAACGUUUGUGGAACAACUAAAAAAGAAAAAUUUAAAGUUACUUAAUACUUAGUAGUGGUACUGUUAUAACUGAAUAAAUAAAAAUAAAAAAAACUUUAUCGUACAUUUGACUAGAAUAAUAAUGCGACUAAUAUUUAUUCCUCUUUAAACACAGCGACAAAAUCAACUAUGUUCCUAGAUUAUGGGACUCUUUAACAAUAAUAAUAUAAUAUAUUUGUUUUAUUAUUAACCAUGUUUACUCGUAAAUUAUUAUAUUUAAUGUCAUACUACGUAGAAUCAUACUAGUAUAUGAAUCAUACACUAUGAUUUGAAAUCUAUUAUACUAUUAUAUUUUUGAAUAUAAACUAUAUAAUAUUGAUUAUACAUAAUAUAUUACAAGGUAUACAAAACCUUAUAUAAUUGUAUAAACCUAAUUUUUAUUUUAAAAAAAAACUUAUCGCAACCCAACAGUUGAAGAUCACUGUUCUAAGUCUAAGGGGAAACUUUAUAGUCUUCUUAUUAAGAAUAAUUCAAGUAAAUACAUAUCUAUUCAGAGCUAUUGACUUAGCCACUUAGCCACAUGCAAGUAGUAACUAAGUAAUACAAGACAAUGAUGCCAGCCUUACUGGUGAGGCUAUAGAAGGAACUGUCUGUUUUUAAAUCCUUAUCGGUAAACUUAUAAUAGUCAUGUCAACAACCCGGAACAUCUCUAAUGAUUAUAUUGUUAAAAUUGUAAUAUUUUAAAUGCAAAAUUUUUNACAACUCGAUAAUGCAAUAUAAAUUCUUUUUUCGCUUGGUCAGUUGCAGGCACAUAUUAAAUAAUUAUUUACCAUAGAAUAGCGGUUCUCAAUCUUUUCAUAUACGCAUACCAUUAGGAAUUUUGAAAAUAUUUCAUGUACCACUUGCCAUGAUUAUUAUGAUUUUUUUUUUACUUGUCAACAAAUUUCUUCCUGUACCUAUGAGUUGUCCACAUAACAUUAGUGGUAUGCAUACAACAGGUUGAAUACCACUGCUAUAGAUUAUAAUUUGUAAUAUGAAUAAAUAUGAUAUAGUGUCAAGUGAUUUUUUUGUUAUUAGAAAAUACUGUAUAUUUGGGUGCCUUAAAAGUUGUCUUACUUAAUGAGUUAUAUUAAAAAUUGUUAUGCUGUGUCCAGACUAAGAAAUCUUUUAUAAAUGUUCAUUGAACAUCUAAAAUAUUAAACAGACAUGUUUGGUAGGUGUACCUGUUUAAAAAUCAAUUUUUUUGUCAAUUAUCUCAAUAUUUGCUCAUUAGUUGAACAAUAUUGCCUUUUAUAUUUUUGGAAAUCUAUUUAUUUCAUUAAAUAUCGAAUUGUUAUAAACAAAAUUAAUAAUAUUUUUUAAAUAAGAAUCUAUAAAAUUAUUAAUUAAUAAAAUAUAAAAUUGAGAGAUGUAGGUAAUUACAUACUUGAAAGUCCUAAAUUACUCCAAUUAAUAAAAUAAUUAAUAUUUACUACUGUUUUCAGAAAGGACGACAAUUAAUCACACAUUUAGAACUAAUACAAUAUAAAUUUUUCAAUGGCAGACAAGAAUGGACAACAAUAGAGUACAAGGAUCUAAAAUUGUACAUAGCUUUCAUAAUGUAUGGCUCUCCAUCUGUAGAAGAUGAUGAUGACAAUUUAGAGGAACCUGAUGAUAUAUUUAAUCAUUAUGAAACAGAAGAAAAGAGAUAUAUUUUAGAUGUCUAUAAAACUGUUGUAGAUAAUAUUGUUAAAUCAAAAAAACCUAUUGAAGUGGGUAUUACUUUUACUCAUAGUACUUGCAAAAAAAAGUGUGAAGUCUGUUGGAAUUUCCCCGCUAACAAUAUUCACCAAUGGUAUCUAUUCAGAAUUAAAACUGUUGAUGGUGCAGCUUAUAUUGAUCUGAAUAAUAAAAGAACAUAUGCAAAUUGGACAGAUUAUUUAGAAAAUAAUAAUCUUCCCAAAGGAAUAAUGUUUUACCCACCAUCAGGGUAUUAUGAAGAAUCCAAAUGUUUGGAACAUACCUUAACACCUGCAUCUAAAAUAAUUUCAAAAACUCUAAAAAAAAUAGACACAGUUGGAAAUGUAGUAAAUGUAGUAUCUAAUGUAUGUAUGGCUGGAGGGAUUGCUUUUCCAAUAUUUGCACCUCUCUUGAUACCAUCAACAAUAAUUAGCAUAAUUUCUAACACGUUUACAGUAACCAGAUCAGUUGAGAAAAUAGUAGACUUAAAAAAGCAUAAUGAAAAAUGGUUAGGAACCGAACAUUUGACAAAUUUAACAAUUUCUUUACUCAGUACUGUAACCACUAUAGGCAGUGGAAUAAAAUUAAUGUCAGGAUUAAAAAGUUCAAAAAUGCUGUUUUCCAGAUUGGGAAGUGCUACUAUAAAAACAUUUACAACUAUUAAUAGUGGUAUAUGUAUCUUAGAGUGCACUUUGGAAGUCAUGAGGUUGUCAAUGAAGAUUAAAAAUAAAAAAAAACUAACAAUUAAGGACUUUAUGUUCUUAC